Schistocerca americana (American grasshopper) is the source of this 1276-nucleotide messenger RNA. RefSeq names its product 3 beta-hydroxysteroid dehydrogenase/Delta 5-->4-isomerase type 1. The record is from RefSeq and is a predicted model, not a curated record. NCBI's taxonomy places the organism in Eukaryota, Metazoa, Arthropoda, Insecta, Orthoptera, Acrididae. Gene Ontology annotation, biological process: steroid biosynthetic process. Gene Ontology annotation, molecular function: 3-beta-hydroxy-Delta5-steroid dehydrogenase (NAD+) activity. The coding region runs from base 104 to 1276 and encodes 390 amino acids. The transcript is spliced from 8 exons.
CAAAUAAACACGCGACCGCCGUGCUGCGAGCCCCAGUGCUACCGGGGAAGCAGUCCAGUCUAGCGCAGUCUGCACACCACUGGCACCAAGGAAGACUUCUGCAAUGGGCGGUGAAUCUGACGGCGGCGGUGAGGGCCAAGUGGUGCUGGUGACAGGAGGCAGCGGCUUUCUGGGACAGCAUCUGGUGCGCGAGCUGCAGCGUGAUGAGACGGUGGCCGAGAUCCGAGUGCUGGACCUCAAGAAGUACCACUGCCGUCUGGAGUGCGACCAGCGUGUGGCGGUGUGCAGCUUCGUGGCGGACGUGCGCGACGCCGAGGCCUGCAGGCUGGCCUUCCGCGGCGCCGGCGUCGUCUUCCACUGCGCAGCACUCGUCGACUACAGCUUCCCUCCCGACUACGACGCGCUGCACCAGCACAACGUCAAAGGCACGGAGACGGUGGUGCGGCUGUGCGUGGAGGAGCGCGUGCCGCGGCUGGUGCUGGCCAGCACGGCCGAGGUGUGCCUGACGCCGUACCUGGGCGCCGGCGCCGGCCUCAGCUUCUCGCUGCUGGUCAACCAGACGGAGAGCCGCGCCGCCGCGCCCGCAGUGGGCGACCUGCCGGGGCCGGACGCGGAGCGCGGGCUGCUCGCGCCGGGCUACGCCGCCUCCAAGCUGCGCGCCGAGAGGCUGGUGCUCGCGGCCGACGCCACGCCGCUGCCCUCAGGUCGCGGCGUCCUCAGGACGGUGGCGGUGCGGCCGACGCUGCUGUACGGGGAGCUGGACCCUCACCUGCUGCCGCCGCUGCUGCGCGUCGCGCGGGCCUGCGACGGACGGCUGCCGCUGCUUGCGGGGGCGGGGGGCCGACAGCAGGUCACCUACGUGGGGAACGCGGCGUGGGCGCUGGUGUGCGCUGCGCGGGCGCUGGCGUCGCCGCAGCCCUCCGUGCUGAGCGCGGCGGGGCUUCCCCUGUUCGCGACGGACGACACGCCGCCGGUCGACCUGCUGCGCUUCUGCGCGCGCGUCACGGCGCGCCCGGACGGCCGGCUGCGCGUGCGCGUCACGUCGCUCUACUUGCCGGCGCCGCUGGCCUACCUGCUGGCCGCGGCGCUGGAGGGCGCGCUGUCGCUGCUGCAGCUGCGCGCUCCCGUGUCGCCGCGGGCCGCCGUCGCCUACCUCAACUCCGUGGUGCUCUUCUCGCGCCUGCGCGCCGCCCUCUGCACCAAGUACGAGCCCAAGUACUCGGCCGCCGACGCGCUCGCACGCGCCAACAAGUGGUACACGCGCGACAAGCUGUGA